Molecule: messenger RNA, 921 nt
Organism: Alternaria viburni
Lineage: Eukaryota; Fungi; Ascomycota; Dothideomycetes; Pleosporales; Pleosporaceae
Exons: 3
Coding region: 1-921 (306 amino acids)
Source: RefSeq, a predicted model, not a curated record
AUGGCGACACCGGUUCAGACAAAGCCCACCCAGAACGCCAAUGAAAGCAAGGUCAAGAAGACGUCCAAGAAGCGCCAGCUCGACGAUGACGAGGCGGACUACACCAUCGAUACUCCCGGCGCUCGCGAUAUCACCGCUUCAAAGCGGGGCUCUUGUCACACUGCCGUCGCCAAGCUCAAGAUGUCGGGCAAAAUGGCAAAAAACGACAUGAUGCGCAAAGACACAGUUCAGGGAAGGGGUAUCGCCAUGCUCUAUUCCCAGAAGAUGUCGAAAGACUUGAGCUCGCCAAUGACGCAGACGAUCAAGAUGCCCAACCAUCCGGCUCAUGCAAUCGAUUGCUGUGUCGCGCACAUCAAGCACGUUGGCGACUACCGCGUCGUUAAGAUGCUAGAUCAACAUCAGCUAUAUCAUGCGACUACACCCCCCUCCACCAAGCCCCCCAUCCCAAAAGGCAUCACGGCUUCCCAUAUCCACGUCGAUGUCCUCAUCUUGGCUAUCGAAUGGCAGAUGGAGAACCUCAGGCACUAUGCACACAUUGAACUGGCCAACAGCCUGGGCAAGCCAUCGUCACCUACCUUUGACGAGUUCGAGAAGUUGGUACUGGAGACGGGCAUAUUCACUGCCAAGUAUUGCAGGGCCCCUAUCUGUGACGAUACUGCCGUCAACAACGCCCUUACCGCUCUUGGUACCUACGCCGCCCUUCACAACGAGACGUGGUUCAAGACCCGUCGCAUCGCGUACAGUGAACUCCUUCCCAAGGCACCGUACCUCUCUAAAUACCGCGACUUGGCUUUGGCUGAUCUCCCGGAGUUCAUUCAAGCUCAUCACCUCGCUGGUAAGAAAGCCAGGCUUACUGACUCUGGACGCGGAUUUGAAGACGUCAAGAUGCGGUCGUCGAUGCUUAUGGAUACAGAUGAGUAG